Molecule: messenger RNA, 336 nt
Organism: Erythranthe guttata (spotted monkey flower)
Lineage: Eukaryota; Viridiplantae; Streptophyta; Magnoliopsida; Lamiales; Phrymaceae
Source: RefSeq, a predicted model, not a curated record
GAUGAACAUUUUUUUUGCACGUCUUUUAAAUUCGUGGCAAAAUGUUAAAUUUAUAGGAUAUUCUGGAAGUGACCUACAGGCGUUGUGUGGGGAAGCUGCGAUGAUGCCCAUCAGAGAGCUCGGUUCAAAUAUUCUUACUGUCCAGGCAAAUCAGGUUAGGGGAUUAAAACUCGGAGAUUUUCAGAAGGCGAUGACUGUUAUUAGACCUAGCUUAAAGAAAAGCAAGUGGGAAGAGAUCGAAAAGUGGAACCGGGAGUUUGGCGCUAGCUAGGUUAACACGUCGUCUUCAUUGAAAAAAAUGUCUUGAAAAAAUAUAGUAAUUAUUAACAUGUAAAA